AUGGCAGAGAUUAAUGAGGAAGAGACCGGGUCUGACUCAGAUAUAGGUACACGUACAGGUACCCCAAACAUGAAACAAUUUCUAGCUGUCACCGAGAGCAACAAGACCCUUUAUCGACUCAAGGGCAAAGAAAGUGAGAAGGUGCAGAAGAUACUCAGGAAGGUUAAAUUAGCCCUUCAACAGAGUGAGGAAAAGCGUAAGAAGGGGAAAAAGUCAAGAAUACUAAUCUGUUACCACAGGCAGAAUAAAAAAAAGAAUGAAAAUCAGCCAAAGAGGGAUCAAGAAAGCAUGUCUCCCACCCCAGGCAAUGCCCCAAGCCCACCAGGGGCCACGGACUUGAAGUAGCUGUUACCUCUCCAGAAAAAGGUUGGAGAGAUGGCUGCUCAUGCAGAGAUCAAAACGUAUGUGAAUGAUCAUCUGUGUGGAGACCAAAUAAAGGACAUGGGUGUUGAUGUAUUAAACACUGACAAAUUGCAAAAAGGAGA
Molecule: messenger RNA, 485 nt
Organism: Callorhinus ursinus (northern fur seal)
Lineage: Eukaryota; Metazoa; Chordata; Mammalia; Carnivora; Otariidae
Source: RefSeq, a predicted model, not a curated record